Messenger RNA from Micromonas commoda, 2005 nucleotides. RefSeq lists its product with no specific name. Gene Ontology annotation, molecular function: small GTPase binding; GTPase activator activity. The record is from RefSeq and is a predicted model, not a curated record. The transcript has a single exon. Gene Ontology annotation, biological process: nucleocytoplasmic transport; activation of GTPase activity. Gene Ontology annotation, cellular component: cytosol; nucleus; perinuclear region of cytoplasm. The annotation marks the transcript as partial. Lineage: Eukaryota; Viridiplantae; Chlorophyta; Mamiellophyceae; Mamiellales; Mamiellaceae.
AUGGACUCGGUGGACGAUGAAGUCCUGGCGCUGAUCUUCCGCGCGGUUCCGGCGCGGGACAGACUAAGGUGUGAGGAGGUGUGCGUGCGGUGGCGGCGGGUUCUGACCAACCACUCGGAAUUCACCACAAGGUUGGUGCUGCCGCCAGACCCUUUGGACGACUCCCUUGUCGAAACCACCGAGGGGGGAUGGUCGCCGUGGAGGGAAGAGGCGCGCGACGACACCCUGCGGGUGGCUUCGGCAAAGGCUAAGGGUGGGUUACGUCAUUUUGACGCAUCCGGGUGCGCCGAUAUCACCAAGCGAGCAGUCAUAGACGUCCUGAAGUCCAACCCUCGACUCACUUCGCUCGUGAUGGACGAGGGCGAGGUGGAGACAUCUCUCUAUGGGCUGAAGCUUCGACCCAGGCAUCUAGUGGCGCUCGCCGAGACGAUGGCCGCGCGUGGACGCGACGGGGGAUCCACGCCGAGGAUAGACAUCAGUGUGGAGGUGACGGGGAACAGGGAGCUCGAGGAGCUUAGGAAAGCGCUCGAGGAAGGGUCGAGCUUCGGCGACUCUCUUCAAAUUGGAGGCGUUGAGGUUUACGUCGUCUCCCUCACAACAUCGCUACUUUUCGUGGUGGACAGCGCCCUGACACACGGCGACAGCGACAUCGAUGAGGAUGUUCAUCGUGAGACGAAUGAGAAGACGACGACAGACCUAGUGGAGGUUCUCAGGAGGAUUGGAGGGAGAGGACUGCGGCGUCUUAAUUUUCUUGAGAGGUCACUAAACGACCACCGUGGCGUGCCAAAGAUAUUCAACGCCGUAGGAGAGGACUGUAGGACGCUGAGGGAGUUGCAUCUUGACAGCGAAGCUUUCACUGUAGAUAGAGAGCACUGGGAGUUCCUUGAGAGCACCGUGGACUCCUUCAAUGGCAUGAUUGAUGCGAUUGGAGACACUCUUUGUCGGCUCACGCUCUUUCGAGCGUACAGAGAUGGAGGAGGUUGGGGACCUGUACGAGCUGUUUGGUGUAAGAAACUACCCGAAGGACUGCAAAAACUACAUUUCGAAAUGCCACAUCAUGGUCUUCGACACGACACUCUGGAUGCACUUAGCCGAUGUCCGAACACAAGGGUGUUAUCGUUUGCAAACCGUCCAAGACUUCAGACACGAUCGAUUAACAGACAACUAUCAAAUGGCGUGAUGAGCAAAGCGUCAGCGUCCAUUCUUGCGGAUUAUCUUCGAACCAGCUCGGUGACACAUCUCGACCUCAGCAACAUGUUACUUGACGGGGACGCGCUCGGAGAAAUACUAGGCGCCGCUUUGCCAAAUCAGAGUGAUGAUGUAUGGGAUGGGAUCAAAGUUUUGAUAUUGUCUGGGAACGAGCGCGGGGGAUCAGGAGGAAAAGAUUUGCCUGCUGUGCUGGAGGCGAACGCUUCGACGAUGCUGCAUCUCGAUGUAGGCGGUCUUCCGGAUGAUCAGGUUGCUCAAGCUAUCGACAAAUUACCCCUUCUCACGCGGCUCCAUACUCUUGACAUCUCCGGGACGCAGGUGAACAUGUUUGGAAUUUCUGGGGUGACGCCGAAGAGGAAAAAGCUUAAAACCUCUGAUGAGGCGGCAAAAAAUGACGGAGAGGAUUUCCCACCACCUGCACAGCUUCAGACAAUCGGCAAGAAACUUGCUGCCACGCUCGCGGCACCAUCAUGUCGAUUAAAACGGCUCAUCCUCGAGUCGUGCUCCCUGACGGCGUCCGAUCUUCGCGAGAUCUCCCCAGGUGUGCUCAAGUGUCCAUCUCUUGUCUUUGUGGACGUGAGCUACAACAGCGCCAUCGGAGAUGAGGGAUGCGUCGAGGUCGCGCGAUGGAUUCAGGGCAAUGCCAGGGCAAAGAAGAAUGGUGGUUGGCUCACGCGAAUACAUUUGGAGGGAUGUGGCAUCGGUGACGUCGGUGCGAAGACCCUUGCCGAGGCGGUCGCGACCAGCCCAAAGCUGCGGAGACUGGAUCUAGCCCAGAACUUGAACAUAGGGAGAA